Molecule: messenger RNA, 4148 nt
Organism: Xenopus tropicalis (tropical clawed frog)
Lineage: Eukaryota; Metazoa; Chordata; Amphibia; Anura; Pipidae
Gene: bcan
Product: brevican
Exons: 14
Coding region: 455-3895 (1146 amino acids)
Biological process (GO): cell adhesion
Cellular component (GO): extracellular region
Molecular function (GO): hyaluronic acid binding; carbohydrate binding; calcium ion binding
Source: RefSeq, a predicted model, not a curated record
GCUGCGAUCCUUCCGCCCAGAGUCACCCCUCUGUUUCACCUCUGCCCCUACCCCAUCACUCUGUCGCCUCUUGGCAACCCCUCUCUAUAGUGUGGGAAGGGACUAAUACAGAGAAAGGGGGGGUUGGAAGGAUGGUCUGUAUUGCCUAGGAUUUGCCUCCCAAGGGCUGAUUCUAUCAUGACAUUAUUCAAUGUUGGCUACAUCACAGCCUGUAUAUAUAUAUAUGUAUAAGGGGGAAAGAGCCGGUAGUAGCACUGCAUACUCUGUACCUCUAACUGCUGGCUAAGCUGGUGGCACUACGAUACGACAGAGAGGAGAAAACCCUGCAUUUCACCUCUGCAUUGACUACUGCACCAUCGCCCAGAGCCUGCGGAGAGACAGAAAGAGAGAAAACACUCCAAACUUCCUUUCCGCUGCCAUCCCGUCCCAUUUCCAGGACACACAAAAAAAGAACAUGAGGUGGACCGCGUUGCUGCUCCUGAUACUUGCUCAGGUGUCAAUAUCGCUAACUUCAGCACUGGAAGGAGACUCAGAGCACAGUAAGACUCUGAAAGUGACGAUAGGAAGCCUUCCUGCCAGACCGGUGCUGACUGGGACCCUCACCAUACCGUGUCACAUCAGGUACCACUCUCCAUCCGAGGUCCUCAGCGUUGGGCGCCAAGCAGUGCUGGCAACUCCUAGAAUAAAAUGGAGCUUCAUCUCCAAUGGGAAGGAGGAGGAGAUACUGGUGGCACGGGGCCGGAAAGUUAAGAUCAGUGAGGGCUACCGGGCCCGUGCCUUGAUGCCACACUACGCCGAGUCGGGCAACGACGCCACUUUAAUCAUAAACAGCCUAAUAACUAACGACUCAGGGAUCUACCGAUGCCAUGUACAGCACGGUAUAGAAGACGACUACGAUAUGCUGGAGGUUAAAGUAAAAGGGGUUGUGUUCCUGUAUCGGGAGGGAACUGCACGCUACGCUUAUACUUUCUCUAUGGCGCAGGAAGCAUGCAACAGAAUUAGGGCGAGCAUUGCCACGCCGGAACAGCUUCUGGCUGCUUAUCAUAGUGGCUACGAACAGUGUGAUGCUGGGUGGAUUUCAGACCAGACUGUCAGAUACCCAAUCCAGAUUCCAAGAGAAGGAUGCUAUGGCGACAUGGAUGGGUUCCCUGGAGUGCGGAAUUAUGGGGUGCUGGAUCCAGAUGACAUGUAUGAUGUGUACUGCUAUGUUGAAGAACUGAAUGGUGAAGUGUUUUUGAGUUCGACGCCUGAUAAAUUUACCCUGCAUGAAGCAAAGGACUAUUGCAAAAGGCUGGGCACAAGCAUUGCAACCACAGGGCAACUCUAUGCUGCGUGGAGCCAGGGAUACGAUCAGUGUAACCCAGGGUGGCUCUCAGAUGGAAGUGUGAGGUAUCCAAUUGUCACACCCAGGGAAAGGUGCGGGGGCAAUUCUCCUGGUGUUAAAACGCUAUUUCUGUUCCGUAAUCAGACGGGAUUUCCAGACUCCAUGGCCAAAUAUGAUGUUUACUGCUUCAGAGAUAAGAGCCGACUUGCACCACAAAAUCUGGAAGAUGGUCAACCUGCUCCAGCUGAGAAGGUCCAGAAUGUUAUCACUUUAACUGAAAGCUUUCAGGAGUUAACCUUCCCUAAAGGCAAUGCUGAAAAUGAAGCUCAGGGCUCUGUGGACUCCAUACCACUUAACAAAACAAAGAUGGCCGACAGUCAACAGGAACCAGAAGAGCUGAGGGAAACCAUUACCAGGGAGCAAGAAUCAGUUCUUCAAGAGUCAACACCAACUGUAAAGAGUUCCACCAGCAACUCAUUUGUAUCGUAUCCUCCUGGGGAUGUAGAGCAAGACAAAGAAGAUGGCAAGGAGGAGGAAAUAGCAAAGGAAGAUGCUAGUUUUACCCAAGAAACCUCAGAGACCAAGGCUGCGUUCAUCCCACAGAACAAAUCUGUCUCCUCUCUCCUAGAGACGACAAGAAGCACGUUGGAGGAAAGUGUCGAUAUCCCUACGCAGUCGGUUCCAGGUGACUCCGCCACAAAAGUAGUCCUUGUAAAUAUAGAUGCGGAAAAUGAUUACUUUUAUGACAAUAUCACCAACUUGCCAGAUGAAUUUGACUCAGAGGAGUCGGGAACAUUAAGCCAAACAGUUCAUACCCCUACCCAGUCACCAAAGAAAAGUCCUGAAACUGAACAAGUUCUGAUUAAGGAGAGCGAGGAUGUUUAUAAUAUCUCAGUGUAUGCUACUCGGCAAUCUGAAGCUUCUCCUGUUCCAACUGACCCGACGCAUUCUGCUUAUGUUACCAGUUUGGAUAACAAAGAUGGCGGUAAUCCUUUACCGCAUUCCACAGGCGAUAUAGAUGAUACAAGUUCUGGAGUGUUUCCUACUUUAGUUACACCUGGAGAACUUUCCAUAAGUAGCUCUGACGCUGGAGCACAGGUUUUUGAAGCAUCUGGACAUGGGGAUAGUUUGUUUACAGAAGAUCUAAAUGCCAGUCCAAAACCCUUUGUGGGUUUAUUGAAACAGCUUGUUACCAGCGAGUUGCCUGUAUCAACACAACCUCCCAUGUAUUCUGUGGGCACCAGGCUAGAUCAGUCUACGGAUGCACAAACUAAUAUGCUCACAACCCAAGUAGAUUUAGCAAUGGAAACCAGUGGUCAGAGCAACUCACAAGCCACUUGGGAGGAAGCAAGUGGGGACGGCUCUGGUUCCUUAUGGACUGAGUCAAGUGGACAAACUACAAACAACACACAAGAUGCCUCCAUUAACACAGCCGAGCACUCAGGAAACCCAACUAGCCAUCCUGAAAUAACACAAAGUGUGGCCCAUUCUACAAAGACCUUUGGAAAGAACCCAGUUGAUAUACAGGGUAACCAAGAGACUGCAACAGUACAAAUAUCUCACCUAAUAAGUUCUUCCAUUAUCUCAACAGAAAGGCAAGAAAAUAUCAUCGAGAACGGCCUUUCUUCAACAGCCUUACCAAACAUGGAAGAAAGUUCCGAAGAACCUAGUUCAGGGGAAGCUACGACUGCAUCACCAGUUCAUUAUGUUCCUCUCAGGUAUACUCUAUCGCCACCACCUACUGAUAAUUCCGAGGAUUCCACCACUCAUAUUCAGGAGAAGACAGCCCACCCAAAUGUGUCUAUGAGUACAACCAACCCGCCACCUGCUAUACCAACAGAGAGAGCCAUUCUGGGAGCCUCAAUAAAUCUGUCAGAUGUCUGCUACCCAAACCCUUGUGGAAAUGGAGGGACUUGCAUUGAUGAAGAGGACGAAGACUUCCGCUGCCUGUGUUUGCCAGGUUAUACUGGGAAAAUCUGUGAAAUAAAUGUAGAGAAGUGCUUGGGUGACUGGGAUUCGUUCCAGGGAUUCUGCUACAGACAUUUCCAUGAAAGACGAAGCUGGGAAGAGGCAGAGACCUUCUGCCGAGACGCUGGAGGGCACCUAACCAGUAUUAUGACCCCCGAAGAACAAGAGUUUCUCAACAACAAGUACAACGACUAUCAAUGGACGGGGCUGAACGACAGGACCAUAGAAGGGGACUUCCAGUGGUCGGAUGGGAACCCCCUGCUGUAUGAGAAUUGGGCCCACGGGCAGCCGGACAGCUAUUUCCUCUCCGGAGAGAACUGUGUGGUGAUGGUGGGACACAAUGAGGGCAAAUGGAGCGAUGUCCCGUGUAAUUACCACCUCCCAUUCGUCUGCAAAAUGGGACUAGUCUCCUGCGGCCCUCCCCCAGAGCUAUCCAAUGCCACCAUGUACGGGCGGCCAAAAUCAACCUAUCAGAUCAAUUCGGUGGUGGGAUACCGUUGCCAGGAAGGUUUUCUUCAGAGGAACUCCCCAAUCAUUAGGUGCCAAGCGGAUGGGUUUUGGGAGGAACCCCAACUCAGCUGCAUCUCCAAUGCCACAUUUUAAUAUCCUGUGUCCUUCCAACCUUCUGAGAUGUUUCCUACCUGGCCAUAAGUAGCCCUUCUGAAUAUGUUUCCAGGACCCCACACAGCUGCAGGAUAAGGUUCCAGACCAACAAUGGGUUAAAAACAGACUUAAUGGCACCAGAAGGGGGCAGCGGUUAUUUCUGUGGACAAAUCAUUGCACAGACUGCAGCCAGAUCCCACGUUACUGCAGCAAAUGUUACUCAGCCCCCAAUAAAUGGAUUUGUGCCAACAAU